Messenger RNA from Morone saxatilis (striped sea-bass), 3164 nucleotides. Its product is annotated as transcription factor Sox-8-like. The record is from RefSeq and is a predicted model, not a curated record. Gene Ontology annotation, molecular function: RNA polymerase II cis-regulatory region sequence-specific DNA binding; DNA-binding transcription factor activity, RNA polymerase II-specific. Gene Ontology annotation, cellular component: nucleus. NCBI's taxonomy places the organism in Eukaryota, Metazoa, Chordata, Actinopteri, Moronidae. The coding region runs from base 36 to 1469 and encodes 477 amino acids. The transcript is spliced from 3 exons. Gene Ontology annotation, biological process: negative regulation of transcription by RNA polymerase II; neural crest cell development; morphogenesis of an epithelium.
CACGAGACCAUCCAGCAACUUUAUAUCAACCAAGAAUGACAGAAGAGAACAAGUUGACAGACCAUCCGCACAGCCCCUCAGGCAGCGACAGCUCCAUGUCCCAUCAUGGAUCUGAUUCAGAGUCCCCGACCUCUCCGGCAGGCUCCGACGCGCAGGAGGCAGCGCGCCAGCCCGGCUUUACGCACAAACCGGAGAGCUGCAUGGAGGAUGAACGCUUCCCUGCCUGCAUCCGCGACGCAGUGUCUCAGGUGCUGAAAGGUUAUGACUGGUCGCUGGUACCCAUGCCCUCUCAAGGGGAGAGAGGGCUGAAGAGCAAACCGCAUGUGAAACGGCCGAUGAACGCGUUCAUGGUUUGGGCGCAAGCGGCGCGGAAGAAACUGGCGGACCAGUAUCCUCAUCUGCACAACGCUGAGCUCAGCAAGACUCUGGGCAAACUGUGGCGACUUCUCUCUGAAACAGAAAAGCGUCCUUUCAUUGAGGAGGCAGAAAGACUGAGGCUGCAGCACAAGAAAGACUACCCAGACUACAAGUACCAGCCUCGGAGACGUAAGAACACCAAACUGGGACAGGGGGACUGUAGGCCCGGACUAGUCCAGCAGCAACAUCAACAGGGCUUGUAUAAGACAGAACCAGGGGUGGCUAGGUUGACUGGCGUAGGGGAGGUGCACCAUCAUUACCAUCCAGACAGGACCGGUCAGUCUCAUGGACCUCCAACACCUCCCACUACCCCUAAAACCGACCUUCACACAGGCAACAAACAUGUGGACAGCAGUGCUGGUUCCGUUCCUCCCACUGUUCCUCCCACCACCCGCCAGAACAUCGACUUCAGUAAUGUGGACAUCUCAGAGCUCAGCACUGACGUCAUCAGCACCAUUGACGGAUUUGACGUCCAUGAAUUUGAUCAGUACCUCCCUCCCAACAGCCACAGCUCCACUGUUCUAACCCCACCAGAUACCAGCCACGGACAUAACAACCCUUCUGGAUCCUUCACCCUACCUAACAUCCACACUCACUCCCACAGCCUUUCCACCUGGACACCUAAAAGUGGGACUUCCACAGGAAUGCCACCAUCCUCUUCCAGUCGUGACCCACAUGGGCUCCACGAGGACACCAGCCUAAAACCUCAGAUCAAAACUGAGCAGAUGAGCCCAGGUCACUACAGCAGCUCCUGCACCUCCACACCUCCACCGCCACAACCUGAGUACACCUCUCUCGGUUCUGGCAUCUGCCCUUCCUCCACUUCCUCCUCAUCUUCCACCAACCAAUCUGACUACACUGACCUUCAAAGUUCCAGUUUCUACAGCGCGUUCUCUGGGUACCCUGCCCAUCUGUAUCAGUACCCGUACUUUCACUCCUCUCGCAGGCCUUACACCACACCGCUUAUCAACAGCCUGGCCUUGGCACCACCUCCACACAGUCCUCCCUCCGGCUGGGAGCAGCCUAUCUACACAACACUAACCAGGCCUUGAAGAGGAGGAAACCCUUCAAAUGUUUGGCCAUAUGGACUAAAACAGGACUACGCAGAUUGGCACAGAAUUUAUAAGACAAUGUUUGGAGAUUUGAUGACUCAAGAGUUAAUUCCUAUGGUUUUGACCAAUAUGGAUUUCUAAAGGACAGUGCUGAUCUUUUUUGGCCAAAGCUUCAAACGGCUUAUUUUGUGCAUCUAUAUAUUACAUUUGUUCAUUUUAAUGGAAAAAUAUCUUAACAAAGAUUCAGUGUUUUGACUCUUUUUUAAGUGAAAAGGACGGAGAAAUGACAUUUAAACAUGCACUGGACACUAAAAUGGUCCAUUAAAACUCCACACUAAUGAAAUGUUGGUAUGCGAGUAGCACCUUUUAAGACAGGGAGUUUCAGGUUUAAUGAAAGUUUUUCCACUCUUAACCUGGCUGAGUGAAAUAGUUUCUUUACCUUCACCCUCAAUGUGAUCCAAAGUAGACUCUGAUUAAAACUGAAGGUGUUUCAUUUUUUUUUCUUUUUAUGUGAAGGUUCUGCAUUAUUCUGUAAGGAUUUUUUAACAGUGCUGUAAAAAAAAGCCCACCUUUGUUGAGUCCAAGGCCAGGACUAGUCGGAACUGAGUCAAGACCAAGUCCAAAUGAGAGAAACAGAGUCAAGAACAAGACGAAUGCUUUUGCCACUGCCAGUGAGAUGAGGUUUGGCAUCCAGGCAUACGAUUGCAAGAGACAUUGAUUGGCGGCCUGGUAAGCCAAUGUCAAUACCUGUUCUAGAUGUAUUUUGAAUUAAAUCAAUACCUGUUUUCUGAAAACGCACACAUCAUCAAUGGUUGUAUUUUGAAGGAGGAAGUUACUUCAGAAAAAAAAACAAUAUAUUUCUGGACUCAGUUGAGACUAACUACAAUAUUUGGCAAGACCAAUGGCCAAGUCUGAGACAAUUCUGAGUGCAAAUAUCGAAUCCAAGAUAAGUCAGAGACAAUAGAAAAAAAUUUCUCUUCCGAGACAGUGUGUCUUCUUCUAAGUAAUGUACAGUUACUCAGCGAGAGUUAGAGGAGAGAUUCAUAUGAUCCCAUGUCUGUAUGCUAAAUAUUGCUGCCAGCUGGCCAUUAGCUUGACUUAGCAUAAAAGCUAGAAUCUCUGUCCAAAGGUAAAAAAAAAGCCCCACUGAUGAGCUAAUAAAUCUUAAGUCAUACCUGAUUUUUUGGACACUUGGGUGCAGCAGUAACACGUUGUGUACACAUCAAUGACAUAUCAUCACUGUUUAAGUUGAACAGGUGCUUGUUACACAUCAAACAUUAUCAUUGUGUAUCGUGUUUCUGGCCACCUGACCUGGUCACCUCCUUUUAGCUCUGUUAGCACUAUGAGAUUGGUGAGCGUGAACUAAAACAGUAAGGUUGCAUUCGGACAGCUAAACAGUGAACUUCAACUCACUAUAAAGCCGAGGGGAGCUGCAGAUUCUGGUGAUAAUUCUCUGAAAACUGUUUUCACAUUGUCAUUUGAUACAUUGUUAAUAUUAAAAUAUUGAUUAUAGCUGCUUUAAGCACACUAAUUAACAUGUUCAGUAACACAGACAUCUCAUAACUGUGCUAGGUUGUCUUUCAGCCGAAGUACAUAGAGUCUUGUCAUAACCCCUGUGGAACCACAACUUUGGGGGCUUUUUGUACAAAUUGAACAAACAGGAUAUAAUGUGUUCAUUAGCAGGCUUUAGAGGUG